Molecule: messenger RNA, 1355 nt
Organism: Soboliphyme baturini
Lineage: Eukaryota; Metazoa; Nematoda; Enoplea; Dioctophymatida; Soboliphymatidae
Source: the annotation of a GenBank genome assembly
UUGCUUUCAGGGUCACACGGGACGCACGUGGCAGGCAUCGCGGCUGGAUAUUUUCCCGAGGAGCCAGAACGAAACGGCAUCGCUCCUGGUGCUCAGAUCAUAUCACUGAUCAUCGGAGAUGGUCGGCUGAACGCGAUGGAGACGGGCACUGCACUCACUCGCGCGAUCAAUUACUGCAUUGAGCGUAAAGUGGACGUCAUCAAUUACAGCUUUGGGGAAGCGGUUAACUGGCCGAACGAAGGUCAGACCAUUGCCGCCAUUUCUGCAGCGGUCAAUAAGCACGGCAUAAUCUUCGUAUCCGCGGCCGGCAACAAUGGUCCUUGCCUCAGCACGGUCGGUUGUCCUGGUGGAACGACCAAGUCGUGCAUAGGCGUUGGCGCUUUCCUUUCCUCGUCGAUGAUGACUACGCUGUACUCCUUACGCGAGAAACUGCCCGCCACGCUUUACCCGUGGUCGUCAAGGGGACCAUGCUGCGACGGUGCGCGCGGAGUAUGCAUCAGUGCGCCGGGUGCUGCCAUAACAUCCGUGCCCAGAUGGACGCUGAACAAUUCACAGUUGCUCAACGGGACGUCGAUGAGUUCACCUCAUGUCGCCGGUGCCAUCUGCUGUAUUUUAUCCGGUUUGAAGGCAGAGAAAAUAAAAUAUUCACCAUUCAUCGUAAGACGCGCCCUGGAAAACACCGCUAAGGUGACUGAAUUCCAUGAGCCAUUGUCGUACGGGUACGGUCUUUUACAGGUUGAUUAUGCCUAUGAAUAUAUUCGAAAAUUCACGCGACCAGAAAACAACGACGUUCAGUAUAAGGUGACAGUAGGCAGUAACGGCCGAGGCGUUUACCUACGUGAACUGCACGAGGUGGAGCGCUGUCGCGAAAUCUGCAUUUCGAUCGAGCCUGAGUUUCGCGACUCGGCUGAUAACGAUGAAAAAGCGAACUUUUUCAAACGUUUCACCCUGGUAUGCAAUGUGGAUUGGAUCAGGCACCCUUCUGGCAUUAUGUUGAUGAACUAUAAACGCCAGUUUAACAUCAAAAUCGAUCCUAAAAGUCUCGAACCAGACGCAGUGCAUUUUGCAGAGUCUCUUAUUCAGAUCAGUGCGUACGACGCGGAAGCCAUUGACGAAGGGCCGUUGUGGCGAGUUCCAGUAACAGUUAUCGUACCGCGGAUCGUCGGCAAACCACAGGGCUAUCGUUUCAGUGUUGACAAUGUUACGUGCAAGACUGCAUUUUCGCGCCGACAUUUCAUUCACGUUCCAGUCGGGGCGAAUGCUGCAGGUCAGUUCAUAUCGAAUUUUCUCUGUUUAUACGUAGGUUGUUCUUUUUUCGGUUUGUUUGCAUUGCCUAACGUCAUUAAUUUCUAGUG